AUGGAGGGGCCCAGGCAGCGCUGCCCGAUGGCCCCCGGUGCGCAGGGCUGGGCCCGGGCCGGCCGCGGCACCGCGCUGCUGGUGCUGGCGCUGCUGCUGCUCCUGCACCCCCUGCUCCGGGGCCUGGCUCUGCAGCUGCACUCGGCUCUCACGGGCAGCUACGUGCCAGGGACACACUCGGUGGUGUUUGUCACCUGCCUCAACGAGCACAUCGCCAGGGACAUCGCCAGGGCCAUCAUGGACAGGAGGCUGGCUGCCUGUGUGAACAUCCUGCCCAAGAGCUCGGCCCUGUAUUUCUGGAAAGGGGAGCUGGAAGAAUCCACUGAAAUACUGUUGCUGGUGAAAACAAGGACGUCCAAAAUAGGGGAAUUGUCCAACUACGUCAGAUCCAUCCAUCCCUUUGAAAUCCCCGAGAUCAUCAGCCUGCCCAUCGAGCAGGGGAACCCUGCCUACCUCCGGUGGAUGGAGGAGAACGUCCCACGGCACUGAGAGGCACAAAGUACCGCUCAUUUUUGGGGAGUCAUAAGGCAGAUUUUAUCUUCUGGGGUUUGCUGUGACACAGGAGCUCGGGACUGGGAAAUCUCCACUCCUCUGCCUGUCCCUGAGCGCUGGGCAGCCUGGAGCCGGUGCAGGAUGAGCUGGGAAGGGCUGCCUGCACCCAAAGCUGUGCCUGA
Molecule: messenger RNA, 674 nt
Organism: Melozone crissalis (California towhee)
Lineage: Eukaryota; Metazoa; Chordata; Aves; Passeriformes; Passerellidae
Product: protein CutA homolog
Exons: 6
Coding region: 1-489 (162 amino acids)
Biological process (GO): response to metal ion
Molecular function (GO): copper ion binding
Source: RefSeq, a predicted model, not a curated record